AUGGAUGACACAGGAUAAAUUAAAAAGAAACUUUCAGCCAAAAAAUUUUAUUUCCUUUACUACUAGAUGACAGAGCUGAUACCAUUGUUUUCAUAUUUAGAAAGACUGAAUUUCUUUAGAGAUUCAAUUCAAGCUAUGACACCAUAAGGGAACGAAUAAGAAUCUAGAUUUGAUAACUCUAUCAGACUAACUGUCAAUAAAAAGAAUAAAUCUUCAACCAGUGAAGAGAAAAAAUCAUUGUCAAAUGAUCCAACUAUUGAUAGCUCAGUAAAAGUUGAAUAUUUAAAUAAGCUUGAAAUCUAAAAAUAAUAGCAAAAGACAAAGCAGGAAGAAGAGUAAAACUGGGAAUGUGCAAUUUGCCUUGAUAAUUUGAGUGAUGUAAUGCUUCCCUGCACUCAUUCAUUCUGUGAUGAUUGCAUUAAAAUGUGGUAGGCAAAGUAGAACAACUGCCCUAUCUGUAGAAGUGAUAUUUUAACUAAAGUUCAGACUGACCUCGGAUUUCAAAGAUAGGAUGAAGAAAUCUAUUGUAUAAUUAAUAGUAAUGAUAGCUUAACUGAGCUCUCUGAAGAGAUUUAGAUGCGUGUAACUGGAGCUACACAAUUCAUUAUUGAUCGGAAAAAUUUUGCUAAAGUCACAUGUACUUUCUAAAAGAUUUACACAGCAGAGGAAUUAAUCAGAGAAGGCUAAAAUUAUAAACAGAUGAUUUAAGCUGAGUUUUCUUGA
Stylonychia lemnae is the source of this 723-nucleotide messenger RNA. Lineage: Eukaryota; Ciliophora; Spirotrichea; Sporadotrichida; Oxytrichidae. The record is from the annotation of a GenBank genome assembly.